CUUCACGCUCCCAGCGCUGAAAUAUGGUUAAGAGCGGUGCGUCCCCGCCGCCCCGAGUAUGUGGGCGCGCAUGGGAGCGCGCACGCAAGGUACGGAUCAUGGGAAACCUUCCUUCAUGUAGCACCGGACGUUGGUUCCAUUGCUCAAUCUUGCAAAUAUUCACAGCUGUUCCUGGUGUCCAAGGGGAAUAAUUCUGAAACGAUUGCUGGAUCAUGCUUCCCCAAGUCCAAGUGCUUAAGCCUUUCUUCAGACCCUUUUUCUGAAUAAGCCAUUUCACUACCGUACCAAAAACAUCUUUUCAAAAUGGCAAGUGGCGGAGGUGGUGGUAAUUGUAAGCCAAAUCCAAACUGGAGCAAACCUCAAGAAAAACUCCCAGUGCACGUGGAAGAUGCGCUUUCUUAUUUGGACCAAGUAAAAAUCCGUUUUGGAAGUGAUCCAGCUACUUAUAGUGGAUUCUUGGAGAUUAUGAAAGAGUUCAAAUCUCAGAGCAUUGACACUCCUGGAGUUAUCCGCAGGGUCUCUCAGCUGUUCCAUGAGCAUCCAGACCUGAUGCUUGGAUUUAAUGCCUUUCUACCACUUGGCUACAAAAUAGAACUUCCAAAAAAUGGAAAAGUGGUUGUUCAGACAACCCUGUCUAGCCCCGUGUCAACAGAUGCAACCACUAGCUCUUUGUCUAGCAGUCGUGUAAUUGUGCCCCCUGUUCCUGAAAAUGUACUCAGUGAGGUGCCUCAGGAGUCUCGGCAGCAGGAAAAGGAGAAGCCUCAGCCCCCUCCAGAAUCUGACUCACUGGAGUUCCACAAUGCUAUUAGCUAUGUGAAUAAAAUCAAAACUCGGUUUUUAGACCGGCCUGAAAUCUACAGGUCUUUCCUAGAAAUCCUCCACACAUACCAGAAGGAUCAGCUGAAUCCCAAAGGUCGCCCUUUCCGAGGUAUGUCAGAAGAGGAGGUAUUUACAGAGGUUGCAAGUCUAUUUCAUGGACAGGAAGAUCUGUUGUCUGAAUUUGGUCAGUUCCUUCCAGAGGCAAAGAGAUCCUUGUUCACAGGAAAUGGAGCUUGUGAUCUUAGUGCCAGGAAACUUGAGUACCAGCGGAACCUAGAACAAAGUCGUAAGAGGUCUAGACCUCUUCUUUUGCGGUCCAUGCCUUCUUCCAAGAAGAAGAUGAAGAUGCGAAAGUCCAAGGACCCGUCAAUGGCUAGUGUAGGAAAGUAUGGCACUCUGCAGGAGUUCUCAUUCUUCAAUAAGGUCCGCCGUGUUCUUAAGAGCCAGGAAGUCUAUGAAAAUUUUCUCCGUUGUAUCGCACUUUUCAACCAGGAACUGGUUUCUGGUUCUGAGCUACUGCAGCUGGUCACACCAUUUCUAGGAAAGUUUCCUGAACUCUUUGCACAGUUCAAGUCUUUCUUAGGUGUUAGAGAGCUUUCGUUUGCUUCACCAGUAACAAAUGAUCGCUCCAAUGAGGGCAUUGGGCGGGAGAUCGAUUAUGCAUCUUGCAAGCGCAUUGGCUCCAGUUACCGUGCUCUUCCCAAAUCUUUUCCACACCCAAAAUGCAGUGGGAGGACUGCACUUUGCAAGGAGGUAUUAAAUGACACUUGGGUGUCCUUCCCCUCAUGGUCUGAAGAUUCUACUUUUGUUAGUUCCAAAAAGACUCCAUAUGAGGAGCAGCUUCACCGCUGUGAAGAUGAGAGGUUUGAGUUGGAUGUUGUUUUGGAAACCAAUUUGGCUACCAUUCGUGUGCUUGAAAGUGUCCAAAAGAAACUCUCCCGCAUGUCUCCUGAAGACCAGGAAAAGUUCAGGCUAGAUGACCGCUUGGGAGGCACUUCAGAGGUUAUACAACGCAGGGCAAUCUACAGAAUAUAUGGGGACAAAGCUCCAGAUAUUGUUGAAAGUCUAAAGAAAAAUCCAGUCACUGCUGUACCUGUGGUAUUAAAGAGACUGAAAGCAAAAGAGGAAGAGUGGAGGGAAGCACAGCGUGGCUUCAACAAAAUAUGGCGAGAGCAGUAUGAGCGGGCAUACUUGAAGUCUUUAGACCACCAGGCUGUCAAUUUUAAGCAAAAUGACACCAAAGCCCUUCGCUCCAAAAGCUUGCUUAACGAGAUAGAAAGUGUCUAUGAUGAGCGGCAGGAACAGCAACCAGAUGGCAGGACGACAACAUCUAGCGGACCCCAUUUAAUCUACACUUAUGAGGAUUGGCAAAUUCUGGAAGAUGCUGCAGCGCUAAUAACAUUCUAUGUGAGUCGGCAACCAACUAUCCAAAAGGAAGACAAGGACACUAUUUGGCAGGUUCUGCACCAGUUCCUUCCUGAGCUGUUUUUCUCAUCAUCAUCAUCAUCUCCUUCCUGCCAAUCUUUAUUUGCUGCUUCUGCCGAUGAGACUCCUGUUGAGACUAUCCCAGAGUCUUCAGUUACUGAACUGCCAGAACGCAGAAGGAAAGCUGUGACCCCAGAAGUAGUCCCAGAGCCCCCACCCCCUGUGGAGAUACCCCAUGAACCUCCUCCAAAGACCAUAGAUGAAGUUUACAGUUUGUUCUACACCAACAACAACUGGUAUUUUUUUCUGCGGCUACACCAAACUCUGUGCUCUCGGCUUCUGAAGGUAUAUCGACAGGCACAGCACCAGCUGAUUGAGUACCGGACUGAGAAAGAAAAGGAAAAACGAUUAUUUGAUGGCAGGAGAGACAGGUCAAAUGGACCAGCCAUGGAGCUCCGGCUGAAGCAGCCUAGUGAGGUGGAGUUAGAAGAAUAUUAUCCUGCUUUCCUGGACAUGGUGAGGAAUCUUAUUAUUGGAAAUCUGGAUCCUACACAUUAUGAAGACACUUUGCGUGAAAUGUUCACCAUUCAUGCUUACAUUGCUUUCACCAUUGACAAGCUGAUUCAGAACAUCACACGGCAGCUCCAUCAUCUAGUAAGUGAUGAGAUUUGCCUUAAAGUGGUAGAGUUGUACUUAAGUGAAAAGAAGCGAGGAGCUGCUGGGGGUAAUCUUGCAUCUCAAUGUGUCAGAGCUGCCAAGGAAGCCAGUUACCAGUGGAAGGCUGAACACUGUAUGACAGAUGAGAAUUGCUUUAAGAUGAUGUUUUUGCAGCGCCACGGUCAGGUAACAAUGACUAUCGAGCUGUUAGACACAGAAGACGUGCAGACUGAAGACCCCACAGAGGUUCAGCAUCUAGCUAACUAUAUGGAGCAGUUUAUUAAUGUGGAUGGAACCCAUAGCAGUCAGAGCGAAGGCUUUGUUCUGAAACCUGUAUUGUUACAGAGGAACAUAAGAAGUUUCCAUAGCUGGCAAUAUAGGACUAUGCGAGUUAUGAAGGAUGAAGUGAAGUCUUCGUGGAAGAAGCUAAUGGGGGUAGAAAGUGCAAGCAACAUGGACUGCCGCUUCAGACUCAACAGCCACAAGAUGAUGUUCAUUGUUAAUUCGGAAGACUAUAUGUACCGCUGUGGAACACUUUCCAAAGCCAGAGAGGUCCAGCCACAAGUUUUCCAAAAACACCAUGAGAAGUUUUCUGCAUGGCACAGACACUGGCUUGAGGAAAAUGUCAGUUCAAGAGCUGCGGAAAUCAUACAGGAUUGGCUUACAGGAGAAGAAGAUGAAGAAAUGGUUCCUUGCAAGACGGUGUGUGAAAACUCUGAAGUUCAUGGCAUGAGUGUUACCCGGUAUCGGGUGCAGUACCCUCGAAGGGCUGCCUCUCCCUAACACACUCAGAAACACAGUCACAUUUCUACAUUUGCUGCUCAAUAACAUUUCAUAGGGCUGGGGUUUCUUAUUUUUGUUUUUUAUUAUUUGUUUUGGUGUGCCUGAUAUAAACUAGAAUAUGCUGAACAUUAUUCCCAGUGCCAUGAAUUUCCUCGAAUAUAAGCAUUUUACAAAAACUAUAGGGAUAUUACUGACAGCUCUACUUGAACAAAAUACAUCUGAAAAGGCCAAAAAGGGGCUCAUCAAACUUUUAACUAUGUAAUAUGCCAUCAGUUAUAUUUUAAGACGGUAUUAAUGAAACACAGACACCGCAAAUGCUUCUCUUGCCAUGUUGUGGUUUUUUUGGGGUUUUUUUUUUGCCAGUGAGGACCCUAUACAUUGCUAGAGGCUCACAGUACAGCCAGAGAGAUAGUUACCAUGUCACAGAUUGCUAUAUACGUCUGACACAAUUGCUGUGCUUCUAAUAUAAAUUCUACAAAUCUCUGUAGUACAGUAUGUACUUGUACAUACUCGUACUUUGCACUUCUUCUGUGUAAGAGUAUGUACUUCUCCUAUGUAACAAUCCAGGAUAGGCAUAUUGGCAUUAGCCCAGUAGUGACAUAUAUGGGAGGACGCAGGUUGUCACUCUUGGAUUACACAGUACUAUUGUGACAUUAAGGGGCAGAUUUAUUAAUGGUCAAAUUAAAAAUUCUAACUCGAUUUUUGAAUUUUUUUGAUUUUAUGGUCAAAACUCUCAAAUUCAAAUUGUGAAUUAUCUAAACUUGAUUUGGGUUUUAAUUCGAAUGUCUAGAUUUAUCACACUCUGGCCCUUUAAGAACUCAUUUGACUAUUCGCCACCUAAAACCUGCUGAGUUCAAGUUAAUGGGAGAGGUCCAGGGACCAAUUUUGGUCAUGUUAGUAGGCUUCCGGACAUGUAGAAAAAACUCGAAUUGAGUUUGGUCGGAUUCUAUUAGAGUUUUCAAGUCGGUAAAAUUUGUGCGAGUUUAAUAUAUACGAUUUUCUUAUUAAAUACCCCUCAAUCGAAUUUCGAGUAUAUUUAAAUUGAAUAGAAUUUAAAAAAACACAAAUUUGACGUUUAAUAAACGUGCCUCUAAGAUUUUAUAACGGUCAUGAGCACUUAAACAGGUUUGCUUUAUGUAUAAUAUUAUUACCAAUAACCGUACAUGCUAUGUAUUUUGAGACUUUAAUAGGCUUUACUAUAUUAUCAACCUGUUAAUGAUUGCCAAAACACGUGCUUACUGAGAUGUAAACAUUUGCUCACACAAAAAUCACAGACUUCAGAAGUCCCUCUUAGAGAAGGGAACCACUUUUUAUUCCUGUUGACUAUAGUCUUGGCACUGGAUCACCAUAGCCCUUCUGUGAUCAGACAGGGAACUGUAAUAGUUGGAUAUAAUAAUUGCAGAGCAGCACUGCUCAGCAGUGGGGCUUGCAGUUUGCACCCAAUGCUAUAAAAAGUAUUUUAAAGUGGAGCAUCCCCCCCGUGCAACAGUAAUAAUUACAGUUACAAGGAAAGCCUACCAGUCUACAACAUUUUAGUGUGUUUUCCUGUGCCAAGUGACUGCUCACCUUAGUUAAAAUCCAGCAGUGUUCUCAGGUACUCUUUGCCUAUGCUGAAACCCUGAUAUCAGUACUGCCUGGCAGGGCAGAAGCUAUUUGUGCCUUCCCAAUAACUAUAAGAAGGUGCAUAUUUGAGCAGUUUUAUUUAGACUGCUGUAUUUUCAUUUGUCCGUAUAUCUACAUGUGACCAUUUGAAAGUGACUACAUUGGAAGCUAAUUUGAGCCAGCUAGGGCUUCUCAGAGUAAACAGGCAUUGUGUGCAUUAAAGGAAAAUUAAUCUUAGAAUAUGGUUUGGCCUGUUCUGAGUUGUUUAAUGAGACUGGCUUACACUUUCAGACUUUUACUUGUAUAUCCCAGCAACUUACAGCCAUAAAAUUAUACCUCCUUGGUAUUAGAAAAAGUACAAAUUGUGUUUGGAUUUGCAGGGAAUUCCAAAUGUUUUUGUGACUUCCCAAGAGAAAUGAAAGUUCAUUUUUACAGUAGGAUCCAAAGUCGUCUUCCACCACCAAAAACUGUGUUUAUUUCAGCAUUUAUAGUAAUAAGUCAAAUUCACUGGACUUGCUGUAUUUUCUUUUUCCCUUGAACACGUUUCUCUAGUCAUACGACUGAAUUGAGAAAGCCAUAGUUGGAUGACUGGAGAAACAUCUUAAAGAAAAAAGUAAAUACAGUCCUGUUGAUUUGUAUAGUAGUUUGGACACGCUGUACCCCCAUCAAAUUAAAACACAGCAAUCCUAAACAUGACCAGAUUCUGCUAGGUAUCCACAAAUCUUGGAAGAUAAUGUUCCAUGACAUCAAAUCAGACCGCAGUCUAAAUUAUAUCUCAAUGCCAGUGGCAAGCUAAGAAUGUUUGCGAAUAGGGGUGAACGAAAUGUUUCACUUUAAAAAAACACCCAUAGACUCUAAUGUAUAGUAAAAAAAAAUUGAACAUAGUCGUGAAAACACCGAACACGCAAUGCGUUUGGCAAAUUAAAUCCCCAUCACAUUGAGCCAACAAUGAGCUGUUUUUUUCCCACUACCACCACUGGAGUAUCUAGAAAUACUUUAUUCCAAAAUGGAGCCCAGUGUAGAAUACUGUUUGCGCUUCACCAAGCCUUUAAUGUUUUUGGUGAUCUAAAUGUAGCGGCUCACGUGGGUGCAUUUUUGCUGCUGGCGAUUUUCCUUUACCGUAAUUAUUUAGUAGUAGUAGUCUGGUUUACAUUUGUUCCCUAAAGAACUAUGGUUAACUCCUUUUCACUUAGAAAAUCAGCUGAACGUGUUAUUUGGUCAGGGCUGUCCACAUUUAAAUACAACUGUAUUCGCGUGAAUCACGUGAAUUGUCCUGGUCUUAAAAAUUAAUAUGGGAAAGUUAAACAAAAUUGCUGGUAGAAGGACAUUAACAUGACUUUCCAGCUGCUUCUAGCAUUGUUAAGGUAGCUUAGUGAAGCAGUUUGAGCGACAAAAACUAUCCCAGCACCAAACUGCAGCGAUUGGAAGUUUCUAAAUGUAUGCUUGAAAGGCAGUGACAUCCAAAGACCAGUAUAACCAACUGAAGUAAAAGAUAGGACUGUUGCCGAGUCCAUGAUUCAAUUGCCAACUGAACAAAAGAGGACAUGGCUGCACAAUAGGUUAAGGCGAAAGUACAUAAAAGUUACAGUCCAUAAUGAUGGUAAAAAUAUUGCAUACAUAUUGACCAGAGACAGUACCUACUCUUUUUUCACUGAGGCUUGCCAUCUCCUCUGGCUUAAAGCUACAUGGAAGAAUAUUCCUUUGCUGGCAAGACAAUGAUCCUAAUCAUUCAGCUGCACAGGCCUGUUUGAAUGGCGGUUAAGAGCACAGCUCAACCUCCGUAUCUUUGGGUACACUUGAAAACACUCUCUAGGCUUCACUUAGCCCAAAGAGUUGACUUUCAGUGAAUAUUAAUAAAAUGUUUUUAAGAUGAAUUUUCCUUUGUGUAAAAAACCUUGUGAAUUUUGCAUAAAUGAUGAAAUAAACACAGUUUGUACUCUC
Xenopus laevis (African clawed frog) is the source of this 7227-nucleotide messenger RNA. It is a transcript of the gene sin3b.L, whose product is annotated as SIN3 transcription regulator family member B L homeolog. Bases 304 to 3684 code for a protein of 1126 amino acids. Lineage: Eukaryota; Metazoa; Chordata; Amphibia; Anura; Pipidae. The transcript is spliced from 20 exons. The record is from RefSeq and is a predicted model, not a curated record. Gene Ontology annotation, cellular component: Sin3-type complex; chromatin; histone deacetylase complex. Gene Ontology annotation, molecular function: transcription corepressor activity. Gene Ontology annotation, biological process: negative regulation of DNA-templated transcription; negative regulation of transcription by RNA polymerase II; regulation of DNA-templated transcription.